AUGUCAGUCUUAUUAGACUUGGCAGGCACGUCAACUGAAGAUGUUUUAUCAGGAUUAUUAUUGCAUGCUGUGGUCAUUCAACCUGUAACUAGUGUACCGGCAUCAACAAAAUAUGAUCAUGCUAUGGUGGAGUUUGACAGAAGUGAAGUUGUUUUUCAUGUUAUUGGGAAAUUAGAAUCAUGUGAUUAUCUUCUCAAUACUCAUUCAAUUUCAACAGAUUUGGAAAAUAUACUUGUAUCUGAACUAGUUCCAAAUGAAUUAAAAAGUGCAAUGGUAAAAGAGUUUUAUACAAAACUUUGUACAAGUCGUUUACCUCCAUGUACACGUGGGAAUACAUAUUUAAUACCCUUGGGGCAAUGUGUCUUCAACGAAUUGGUUGAGCGUAAUUUUGGAUCCUACUAUUGGAGUAGUAAAGUGAACUGUCAUCAGUAUUGUCGGCUAUUAAUCGAAUUUGGACUGGGGUUGCAGUGGCCAAGCCAUGUUGCUGUGGGAGGAGAUUUAAUUCCAGAAAUCCUCAAUGUUGUCAUGUUUUACAAAGCCUGUGUGUUAAAGUGGCAAGAAAAAAAUCGAAUCGGCAAUAAGAGUGGAGAAUAG
Didymodactylos carnosus is the source of this 594-nucleotide messenger RNA. NCBI's taxonomy places the organism in Eukaryota, Metazoa, Rotifera, Eurotatoria, Philodinida, Philodinidae. The record is from the annotation of a GenBank genome assembly.